CCUUCCCGUCGAAGCAAAGCCAAAGCCAUCGGGAAGAUUAGCAAUUUCCAGCUGGUGAGGACGAAGGAUACCUAGGUAUGGAGAUGGCGGCGUGUAAGCCCAGCACCACAGCUUUCUAACCAGUACGGACAAGGUACCUUACACGCCCCGACAGCAUAUCAAUUGGCGGCCCAAGGCUUGAGCCACCUUGCCCACCGUCAUCCCUUUGCUCAGGGUAGCUCAAGCCUCGAGCUACAAAUCCAUCUGCGCGUCACUUUCACACUGAACAUCAACAUCAAGCGUGACCAGGAGCUCUGGCCCGUUCAAAGUCAGAGCCCAAAUUGCGUCUCUUCUUUCCAGAAGUGCAGGGUGCUGCCUUCAACGGCCCAUUUGACUACGUUAGUCUCACCUCACGGCAAGUACGGAGCACCUGACAGCUAAUCGUUCACCCCCUGCGCAACGACGACACUAUACGCGCAUAGCUUGGUGAAGCAACUAGUCGUAUGCUUCGGACGACAUCGCUUGUGAAUCGGACGAUAUCAUUUUCCCACGACGUGCCCCCGAACCUCCAGCUGGAGCACCCCCCUCGCCUACCUUGUUUAUUGAGACUACUCCCUUGAGCUCCAAUAGCAUACAAUCACAUAUGUUCUCAGAUAUAAUGGAGGUGUUGAGCAAGGCGUCUCGAGUGGCCACGUCCAAGACUGCACAGCGGACGAUUGUGAACGCGAGCCUCCUCGUCGGCACGUCGCUAUUUCUGCUGCCCUUUGCUGCUAUCGCCUCCAUCCUUUUUUUCCGCGACUACCUACCCGAGCAAGUAGUGACGACCCCAGUCCACCUCCAGUACGGAUCAGGUGCGAAUCCCUUUGGAACAGCAACCAUCCCGACGUCUGCUCUGAGAACGCAGCAGGAGUAUGAUGUGUCCGUCACGUUGUCUAUGCCCCGUUCGCCUGCCAACACACAGCGAGGCAACUUCAUGAUUGCUAUCCACCUGCUGGAUGUUGGAGCCUUGUCGACGGGAAGCGACAAAAUACAACCUCAUAUCGCCCCUGAACCCUAUGCUCAUUUCGACGGGAAGACAGUCCUUUUGUCUUCAAGGCGGCCCGCUUUGGUGCCAUAUCACGAUCCAAUGGUAUCGAUAGCGUCACGGAUUCUCUUCCUAGCCUACCAUGUUUUGUUCUCAGAUUCGGAGACUUGCGUCCUGACCGUACCGAUGGCCGAGCGCGUGGAGUUGGCGAAAGGCUCCUCCUUACCCGCUUCAGCGUACCUUGAACUUCAGGGCGGCCAGGAUAUCGAGACGUACUCUGCCUCGAUAACGCUGACGGCUCAACUGCGGGGAUUGCGUUGGCUGAUGUACAACUACCGCGUGAUGACUCUGACCGCUGCCGUCCUGUUAUUUUGGGCAUCCGAGAUCGUAUUCAUGGCGGUGGCAUGGUUGGCAUGGUCUGGGCUUUCAGGAUCGUCACAGGGCUCUGGCAUCGGCAAUGGAAGAACUGUGGAAAAGUCGUACAAUAAGUCGAUGGGCCAAGUCAAGCGAGAGGAAGGAAGUGGCAUCGAUGAGCUGUCGGAUGCCCCGAGGACGUUCCCGACCUAUGGUAACCAGGCUCCGUUACGGUAUGAGCCUGAAGUCAAGGAUGAGCAGCAUGCGGGGCCUCGUGUGGAGGACCUGCUCCCGCUUGGUGGUGAGGCCGAUGACGAGGAAGAAGAUGACGGAAGGGGCUUCAGAGGGGACUCGGGCAUUGGAACGAGUUAUAGUGAGGGAGGUUCCAGUAGCGUGCGGCGAAGGUCAUCGCAUCGAAGUUGAUGAGGGAGUGCUUGCUACCUUAUGGUGGUAUUAUUGCUGACCUUUUGCUGAGAUCCGGCGGGGGUACAUUAAUACGUCGAGAUAUGGAAGAAAGCAAGAGCCAAUUGAGAGACCCCGCUGAGGAUUCGGCAUCCACUCAUUAAAAUAAUUGUAACAAAGCUGCUUGCGUCGACUUCCUCGGAGUGCAACGAAACGAAGGCACUACAAGGCUAGGUAGAACAUGCCUUGGGUAGAAAGAUGGUGUGUGAGCCAGUUGUCAGCAGCGAUCUUGACC
This is a messenger RNA of Colletotrichum scovillei, 2054 nucleotides long. RefSeq lists its product as uncharacterized. The coding region runs from base 623 to 1780 and encodes 385 amino acids. The transcript has 3 exons. Lineage: Eukaryota; Fungi; Ascomycota; Sordariomycetes; Glomerellales; Glomerellaceae. Gene Ontology annotation, cellular component: endoplasmic reticulum membrane. The record is from RefSeq and is a predicted model, not a curated record. Gene Ontology annotation, biological process: lipid droplet organization; lipid storage.